UCACUGUUGUGUCACAAAGUAAUCAGAGCCGUCCACACGAUCAAAAACCCUAAAUCCCUCUCUCAUAUAUUAUUUCCCACUCUCUCUCUCGCGCCUCUUCGAGCUCACAAUCACUUGCACACACAGAGCCACCAAAAGCCCUAAAGAAGGAGACCCAAAACCCAGAGCAGCAACCAUGGCGACCCCAGCUAUAGAGUCCGUUCAGUGCUUUGGCCGAAAGAAGACUGCGGUGGCAGUGACCUACUGCAAGAGGGGGCGCGGCCUGAUCAAGAUCAACGGCUGUCCGAUCGAGCUGGUGGAGCCGGAGAUCCUCCGGUUCAAGGCCUACGAGCCGAUCCUUCUGCUCGGACGACACCGUUUCGCCGGCGUCGACAUGAGGAUCCGCGUCAAAGGUGGAGGCCACACGUCUCAGAUCUACGCAAUCCGCCAGAGCAUCGCCAAGGCCCUUGUGGCGUUUUACCAGAAGUAUGUGGACGAGCAGAGCAAGAAGGAGAUCAAGGACAUCUUGGUCAGGUACGACAGAACUCUCCUCGUCGCUGAUCCCAGGCGCUGCGAGCCCAAGAAGUUCGGUGGUCGCGGUGCCAGAGCUAGGUUCCAGAAGUCUUACCGUUGAGAGAUACUCAUCUCACCUUUUUUCCAUUUAUUUUAUUUACUGUCAUUUCCAAUGAUCUUAUCAUUGUUUUGGCUUAAUUUCUAGUUUUGAGUUUUGUUAUGGAUUUUUGAAGUGUUUGGUAAAACCUUGGUUUGGAUAUUUAUGCUUAGUUAUAUUUUCAAGCUAUUUUCAGGAAUGA
This is a messenger RNA of Prunus avium (sweet cherry), 791 nucleotides long. Its product is annotated as small ribosomal subunit protein uS9. The record is from RefSeq and is a predicted model, not a curated record. Gene Ontology annotation, molecular function: RNA binding; structural constituent of ribosome. NCBI's taxonomy places the organism in Eukaryota, Viridiplantae, Streptophyta, Magnoliopsida, Rosales, Rosaceae. Gene Ontology annotation, cellular component: ribosome; cytosolic small ribosomal subunit. Gene Ontology annotation, biological process: translation; maturation of SSU-rRNA from tricistronic rRNA transcript (SSU-rRNA, 5.8S rRNA, LSU-rRNA).